This is a messenger RNA of Funneliformis geosporum, 1044 nucleotides long. Lineage: Eukaryota; Fungi; Glomeromycota; Glomeromycetes; Glomerales; Glomeraceae. The record is from the annotation of a GenBank genome assembly.
AUGACUCCAACACUUACCACCACUGCUAGUAUGACUAUUCGGACUGCGGUAUUAAUUCCUUCAAACGGUUCACCUAAUCCAACUUUAUCACCUACUAACGCUAAAGUUCUAUAUAAUGUGUCGCCUUCAUACAACGUUUCCUAUGGUGAACCAGCUCCAUUCCUAAAAACGCGAAACUCAUGGCAAAAUGUAAUAUACGGAAUAAUAUUCAUGACGAUUGGAUUAAUUGAAAUAUUCUUUGGUUAUAAAUUGAUUCGAAUAACAUUGCUCCUCAUGGGAUUUCUCUUUUGGUCCAGCACAUCUUUGGUUGUCCUACUGAUACUGGAUAAUUCACAAAAAUAUUUUCGAUCAGCUUUAUAUUAUUUUGUGAUAUGGUUAAGUUCCGGUACAUUAGGAGGUUUAUUAUCAUUUUGGUGUUGGCAUUUAGGGUUAAUAUUAACAUCAGCGUACGGUGGUUUCGCGUUCAUCAUAACAUCUUUAACAUUAAUUCCAAUCUCAAUUGACAUCAUACGUUAUAUUUUAAUAUCAUUCUUUAUUUUAUUACCUCCAAUCUUGGUCUAUAAAUAUGAAAGGCAAUCCAUCUACGUCGCCACUUCUGUGGCGGGUUCUUAUACAUUCUUUUGUGGUUUAGAUGAAUUUGCUCAUCAAGGUUAUAGAGAGAUGAUUCAAUUCACUCGUUAUGAGGGAACAUUAAGAUUCGUCCCUACGACCAUCAUAUAUAUCAUGAUCUUACUUUCCAUAUUAUUGGCUGCUCUCGGUAUUACCUUUGAAUAUAAAUGUCAUGAUAACCCUUCUUUUCAUAUUUGGUGUGGUGAUGAAUCUAGACAUGAUAAACCUUUAGGUGGUAAUGAACUUGUCAUUAAACAAAGCAAGAAUUUCUCUUUUGUUAAGUUUAUUAUCAAUUUCUUUGUAAUUAUCAAAUUACGUUUAACUUUUCUUUUAAUUAAAAUGAGAUUUGUUAAAGUUAAUUCAAAUAACGAGAAAUCUGCUGAACAAGCUGAUGUUAGUCAUACACCUGAUGCGCGUGUCAUUAUUAAUCAUUAA